Molecule: messenger RNA, 1696 nt
Organism: Colias croceus (clouded yellow)
Lineage: Eukaryota; Metazoa; Arthropoda; Insecta; Lepidoptera; Pieridae
Product: cytochrome P450 6k1-like
Exons: 10
Coding region: 209-1696 (495 amino acids)
Molecular function (GO): iron ion binding; heme binding; oxidoreductase activity, acting on paired donors, with incorporation or reduction of molecular oxygen
Source: RefSeq, a predicted model, not a curated record
UUUAUUUUUUACUUUUCCGUUUUUGAAGUCGGUUGUUUUUAAUGUAGUUAUUUUUUUUAUUAUAUCGUCAUCGUUGUGAUCCCGUAAAUACCUUGUAAGGAUGACGUUGCUAAAAGUUAAACAAAUUGCAUAUAAAUAGUUAACUGGCGAUAAUGUAACUUAAUUAAAUAGUGUAACUGUACGAGAGAGCACAUAAAAUCCUAUUACAAUGAUUCUGAAUCUACUGGGAAUAACAUUGUUGUGUGUUGUAACAUGGCUGUACUACCGUUGGACACGUGUGCGGCAGUACUGGGCGAAGCGCGGGGUGCCGCACCUGCCGCCCAAUCCCAUCAUGGGAAGCCUCACCUUCCUGCAGCGACAAAACCCUGGAGUUUGGAUGGUCAACAUUUACAAGCAAUUCAGGAGCCCGUAUGUGGGAGCAUGGAUGUUCUGGCGGCCAGCUCUCAUCAUCAAUUCACCAGAAUUAGCAAGAAACAUACUUGUUAAGGAUUCUUCAUUUUUCCGUGAUAGAUUUCUUAGUUCAGGCUCCUCGGAUCCCAUUGGUUCACUGAAUUUGUUUACAGUAAAUGAUCCUUUAUGGUCAUCAAUACGAAGACGUCUUACAAGUGUAUUUACAGCUUCCAAACUAAGAGCUUUGCAGAGCCUGGUUGAUUUAAAGUCAAGCCAAUUGGUGCAAAGAAUAAAAAAUGCACAGGACACCAGUAAAUUAAAUAUCAGGAUGGUGUACAUGGAUUAUACAACAGAUAUCAUCGGCACAGCAGCUUUCGGAGUGGAGACCAAUGCCACCCUCACUGGUGUGGACCCGAUGCGUACUGUCACGCAGGCUUUCACGUCUUUCGAUCUGUAUAGAGGCCUCUGUUGGAGCAGCAUUUUCUUUUUCCCGGAACUUGUGGAUAAGUUUCGAUUUACGUUCUUCCCAAAAUGGUCUACUGACUAUUUUACAAAAGUCUUCAAAAUAGCCUCAAAACACAGAAAGAAUGAACGACCGCGAGGGGAUUUGCUCGAUGCUCUGCUUAAGCUGAUGGACGAGGGAGCAAAAAGUAACGAAGGAAUAACUGAAGAAGUAGUUAUAGCUCAGGCUGCAAUAUUCCUAUUUGGAGGUUUUGAAUCAACCUCAACAAUGAUGACCAUGAGUUCUUACGAAUUAGCGUUCCAUCCUGACGAACAGGAAAAGUUGUACGAAGAACUAAUAGCAUUCCAAUACGAAAGUGAAAAUGGUCAUUUGGAAAUAUCAAAGCUUGCUGAUUGUCGAUAUCUCAAUGCUGUUAUUAAAGAAACUCUUCGUAAAUAUUCUCCAAUGGGCUGGCUGGAUAGAAUCGCUGACAGGGAUUAUAAAAUAGAUGAGAACUUAACAAUAUCCGCGGGAACACCCGUGUACGUUAACAACAUUGGCAUGCAAUAUGACGACGAGUUGUUCUAUGAAGCAGAGAAGUUUAUUCCAGAAAGAUUUCUACCCGAAAAUGCGGGUAAUAUCAAACCAUUCACAUUCUUGCCUUUUGGCGAAGGACCCCGAAGUUGCAUUGGCAAACGAUUUGGACAAAUAUCUAUGAGACACGCAUUAGCAAAUUUAAUAUUAAAUUACAAACUGGAAGCAUUACCUGGAGCCAAAAAGCCGAAUGAAAUUAAAAUUGAAAAACGCGGUCUCCUCCUUGUCCCAGGAGAGGAACUUUAUAUAAAAUUUAUUCCCCGAAAUUAG